Messenger RNA from Pan troglodytes (chimpanzee), 792 nucleotides. It is a transcript of the gene H1-1, whose product is annotated as H1.1 linker histone, cluster member. The coding region runs from base 55 to 702 and encodes 215 amino acids. The transcript has a single exon. Gene Ontology annotation, cellular component: nucleosome. NCBI's taxonomy places the organism in Eukaryota, Metazoa, Chordata, Mammalia, Primates, Hominidae. Gene Ontology annotation, biological process: nucleosome assembly. Gene Ontology annotation, molecular function: structural constituent of chromatin; DNA binding. The record is from RefSeq and is a predicted model, not a curated record.
CAUCCUGCUUCGUCAGGUUUAUACCACUUUACUUGGUGUGCUGUGUUAGUCACCAUGUCUGAAACGGUGCCUCCCGCUCCCGCCGCCUCUGCUGCUCCUGAGAAACCUUUAGCUGGCAAGAAGGCAAAGAAACCUGCUAAGGCUGCAGCAGCCUCCAAGAAAAAACCCGCUGGCCCUUCCGUGUCAGAGCUGAUCGUGCAGGCUGCUUCCUCCUCUAAGGAGCGUGGUGGUGUGUCGUUGGCAGCUCUUAAAAAGGCGCUGGCGGCCGCAGGCUACGACGUGGAGAAGAACAACAGCCGCAUUAAGCUGGGCAUUAAGAGCCUGGUAAGCAAGGGAACGUUGGUGCAGACAAAGGGCACCGGAGCCUCGGGUUCCUUCAAGCUCAACAAGAAGGCGUCCUCCGUGGAAACCAAGCCCGGCGCCUCAAAGGUGGCUACAAAAACUAAGGCAACGGGUGCAUCUAAAAAGCCCAAAAAGGCCACGGGGGCUAGCAAAAAGAGCGUCAAGACUCCGAAAAAGGCUAAAAAGCCUGCGGCAACAAGGAAAUCCUCCAAGAAUCCAAAAAAACCCAAAAUUGUAAAGCCCAAGAAAGUAGCUAAAAGCCCUGCUAAAGCUAAGGCUGUAAAACCCAAGGCGGCCAAGGCUAAGGUGACGAAGCCAAAGACUGCCAAACCCAAGAAAGCGGCACCCAAGAAAAAGUAAAUUCAGUUAGAAGUUUCUUCUAGUAACCCAACGGCUCUUUUAAGAGCCACCUACGCAUUUCAGGAAAAGAGCUGUAGUACGCAGAUGAAA